AUGCGCUCUGGUCGUGCAGCUUGGAUUGGAUUAAAUACAGCCUCAUAUAUAUGUGAAUUGGUAUUUUUGGGUUUGGCAAUUGCAGUACAAAUAUCACCAGAUUGGGCUGUUUACGAUGUUUCAUACAUUGGUGUCGUCAAUGAUUAUAAUCAAUUAAGUCGCUAUCGUGGAUUAUGGAAGCAAUGUAUUACUAAUCAAAUAGUAAGUUCACCAUACAAUGGUCAAUGUUAUGCUCUGGAAACUAGUACAGAAUCUGGCAGCUACAAUGGUAAUGUUCAACCAAUAUUAUCAAUGAGAACAGCUAUAAACGCACUGCAAAUCAUUACAAUCAUAUUGGUUUUCAUCAUCAUCGUUAUAACGUGUGUCUUCAUAAUCGUGACAUGGAAGAAACCAGAGAAAUUCAAACCACGAACAGCUCAAUAUACAGCUUUGGGUGGAGGUGCCGCAUUAUGGCUUACAGGUUUAAUUUAUUUCAUCAGUCUUCUAAUAUAUUACGAAGAUAUGACACAAGAAAAUUAUCGACUAGAUACUAAGCUAACAUCAGCCAGAUCUGCAUGGACAACGAUUGUUCGUGAUAAUACGGUAUAUUCACCUGGUGGUAUGAUACCAAUGGCUUGGUCAGCUUGUAUACUUAUUUAUGCUGGCAGUAUUUUACAACUGAUAGCAAGUACUCUACAGCAACCUCCAGUUCGAGAGGGGUAUGGAUUGUAA
Molecule: messenger RNA, 711 nt
Organism: Schistosoma guineensis
Lineage: Eukaryota; Metazoa; Platyhelminthes; Trematoda; Strigeidida; Schistosomatidae
Source: the annotation of a GenBank genome assembly